Molecule: messenger RNA, 13035 nt
Organism: Pocillopora meandrina
Lineage: Eukaryota; Metazoa; Cnidaria; Anthozoa; Scleractinia; Pocilloporidae
Source: the annotation of a GenBank genome assembly
AUGUAUCAUUUGAAAAGGCGAAACGUAUUGUUGCCGCCUCGCCGCCUGAAGUCACACUUGUCAUUUGUCAUAAUGCAGCCAGGUAAUCACAUUCAUGAUCAAUCAGUUGAAUUACAGAGUUUUUUCAAUGCCCCCUUUCGUUGUGAACUUAAAUUCAAAUGGCAUUUUAAGGAUGUAUUUCUCCACCACUGAGAGUUGGGCUUUCCUGAAUCCUCACAAAUCUCACCUUUUUGGAGUAAGUUCAUCGUCUUGCAAGGGUGGAAGCUAAGAGUUAAUGCUCCAAAGAUGGGCGUGUGGGCGUCUCUCUCUUUAAUCCGAGCAUCCCUAUUGUGGAUUAAUAGUGGUAAUUGAACUGAGUGGAGUGCAAUUUGGGCUGAAAUCGUACGCGUAAUUUCAAAAUCGAACAAGCGCGCAGCGCUCGUUCGAUUUGAAAUCACAAAUAUGAUUUCAGGCCAAAAUUGCACGACAAGAGGUUCAAUUACCACUUUAUUACAUCCAUUUUGAAAUCGCCCAAAUAGAGGACUUGGUCAGUUCAAAUAUUCUAUUGAUGUAGUAUUGAGCUGGUCUGAAAUUCAAUUCAUCCAUUUUUGCAGGGGAAAAAGUAAGAGUUUUGGAAACAAAAGUUGCAAAAUUUGCCACAUGAUACUCUUUGUCUUUCAUUUUCCUGCGAUGUGGUUGGUAAUUUUAAACAAACACUUGAAAUCUGAUAGGUUAUUUUGUUUUUAGUGUAACCUCCUCGUUGGCUGGGAAAAAGGUGUGAUUUGAAGCAAAAAAUGGUGCGAUUCGUGAAUAAAUCGCACCAAUUAGAGCCAAUCAGAUUACAGGGACCACUAGUGAUUUCAAAAUGGGUGUAAUAAAGUUGGUUACGGAUUCCAACAGAGCGUACGAUCAGCAUCUGCUGCUCCAAGGUGUCUCUCAAAUUCAGUUUGCAUUCAUGGACAGUAUUAGGGGGAAAAAGGAAAGAGUGAGUCACUCUUGACCUAUUUCUCCCUAAGACUGAUAAAAAAUUCAAGCUGUAAAUGGUAUAAAAUAUUGUAAAAAGGACCCAAAGAGGACUAAAUUGUCGACAGCUAAAGCUACGUAACAGUAAAAGGCCUUGUCAAAUUGUUUUUAUGUCGUAGAGAAGGAGAACAAAAAGCAUGUGAUUUGUAGUCUAAUGAUUAAACUGACCGGUUGAAGUUUUUGGAUGUGCUCCGCUUUUCAUGCUCUCCUUGAUAGGUAUUUGGAAAUCCAACAAUAAAACACAAAGACCACAGUUAGCGUAUUUUAAUCCAAAUUUGUAGACAAACAGACUGACUUGACUUGUGCUCUGUUCUGCUGUAAAAUACUCAGGAAGCGGCUAGAGCACGAAAGAAGUGUAGGGAGAAAAACGAGACGUAUUCGAGUGUUUCUCCCUAUUUCUUGAGCUCUUCAAUUUGUACUCUGAUAGCGCACGCUCAGCGUGCGUUAUACCCGAACUUUAUUAUAAACUACUAUAAAUUUAUUAGCUGCCUGCACCUUUCUCUCGGAAUUGACGGAAGGUUUAUCGUAAUGUAAGACUCAUGCUGUUAAAACUUUAACGUCUCUGUUUUCUUUUAGUUUUAUGAAGAAACCUCGAACUCCCUCAUGCGGAAUAUUAACAAAAGCAGCGGAGAAAAAGAGGAAAAGAUACGGUAAUUAGAAAUUUGAAACGGCUCUUUUCAUUAUACUGACUGGGGAGAUCUUCAUUUUCGCAUCUACUACCAUUUGACCAAUCUUUGACGCUCUAUUUUUAAAAACAUAAAGUUGACCGAUGAGGAUCAAAUGUUAGGUUCUUUGGGUUAAUUUCUCAAGUUCAGUUCACCGAAGUGGAGAGAUUAACUGGUGUAGAUUAUCAUUUUAGAGAUAAUUAAUCGAGGAAAUACAUUUAUCAUAUAAAGAAAAGAAAAGAAAAGUUGUGACAACACAUGUGAAAAAAUACGAUACUUUUUCACAUGUGUGAUAUCGCCAAUCAGCUGCUGACACGUCACUCGCCUUUCACAGGUUGAGGUUGAUUAAUGAACAGCAAAGCCUUUACCAUUCUCAAUCCGUGGUUGUUUAUCGGAAUUUUCUCGGAUUAUAGCUGCACUGAAAAAUUCGUAUCGCUUACCAACAGUGACGUUCAAACUUUCCUAGAAGGGGAAGAAAACCGAAUUACGGAGAGAAAAAGCGAAAGUUACGUAUUCAGUGGCUUUGGUAAUGGCAUUUCUCGUGGCUAAGAACGAAAAUCGACAACUGGGAGGUCUGCCACAGGCCGCUUUUAGCUGUGUACCUGAAAGAUUUCUUCUGUCGCAAACGACAAAGUCGGUAACUGAGAAUUUUUUAUAUUGAAAAUCACGCUUAUGGUUGUUUUUGCAAUGCUUCAACGCAUUUUUCAUCUUGAUCUUUACAAUUUUUAUUCGAGGAUUGUCGAUUCUUUUGUUUUCAUUCGUCAAUAAAGUCGACUUUUCUUGUCAGUGAAGGACUAUUGUGUUUAUAUGAUAAAAAAAAAUUAUAUGUGGUUGCUUGUAGAUAUGGAACUUCUCUUCUCGUGUUCAACUCGACAUCUCACUCGUUGCCUACGCUCUUUCGUAAGCACUCGAAGAAAGAGUUCAUAUCUACGCGCGCCCAUUUAUUAUUCUCUCCCUAUAUAUAUAUAUAUAUAUAUAUAUAACCCGAGCGCCAGACAAACACACUUCUGAUUCCUUCUAAGGAUUCGAACUUAGAUCAAUAACGUUAUCCUUUCUUGCCAAUAACCAUUUCACAGACUUAUGCAUUAAUACGGCAAUCGAACCACGAAAAUCUUAAAACUUGCCAACCAGUUUGUAAGCUAAGAUUAUGUGUGACAGUGCCUUGUAAGCUGUUACAAAUAGGAAUCUUACAAGACUAUAUUUUGUGGAGGAGAGUGAUUAAGUUUGUAAAUUCCGAGUUCGGCUGUCGAAUAACUACCGAUUUCAAACUCUGGUAUCGAAGUAAAGUAGAACGCGUACAUGACUAAAUAUGGAGUCGAGUGAAUAAUCUGUUCGGAUAUCUCUAUGUUGUAGACAGUAUAAAGUGUUGGUCGAGGUGGUCUCUUGCCCAGCUGACAGACGAGGAUUGCGUUUUUGAUGAGGUAGGCACAAGUAGCUGCUUAUUGGGUUUGUGCUUUGGUUUUAUUCUGAAAAAUGUCCCAGUUGUAACAUCAGGCGCGUCCACUUGCUGUAUCUCAUUCUAGAUAUUUUUUUGAAUGAAGAUAGCUUGAAUAUAAUGGACGAGAGCAACAGCGAUAAAAAUGUGUUAUGUCGUAGAAUUAAAUUUUCCAGUUGAAUUUCAUUUAUCAAUAAGAAUAUUUAUCACUCGAUACCCUUGUAAAAGCUUGCCAGAAGGUGAAGGCUGGUUUUCAAUGGCGUCAGAGUCGACAGAGCGCAGACGAACCCGUGAAAUAAAAAAAUCAGAGCUGUAUGCAAUUAUAGACUUCACGGGAUGGGAAUCGGAAAAAUCAGAAAGUUUCCAUCCCCCUUUGACUCCGCUUUCGACUCUAAAGCUUAUAUGAGGGUCUCAAUGGCAUGACGGCUUUUUAGGCUAACAGUUCAAAAUUUUGGCCAUCUUACGGUUAAUAUCAAUCACCAGAAAGUUUUUUCUCCGGUUAACUUUUUCACGAUUAUCGGCUAAAAAUUUGUCAAUUUUUCCGCCUAAAAGCUACAUUUUUGGCCGUUGUACGGCGAUUGGUUGACCCCAUCGAGACCCUCUUCUAAUACGAUCUUGUUAAAACCCUCUUCUGGUAAGAUCUUGUUAACGGCAUGUAAUCGGAGUCACAAGCAGAAGCAGAACAACAAACCAAGUACAAUGCCAAUUCCCUACCCUCCCGAGUAGUCCAGACUUUCAUAACCUAGUUUUCAAGGGAUCUAAGUGACAGUCAUAGGCUGAAUUGCAAGUCUGCGUCUAAUUUUAUUGCAAUACCAGAGAUAACUUUAUUUUCAGAGAUAUGACCUCAUUGUUCAAGACAGGUUAUGUAUUAUCUGUAUACAGGGUGAAAAUCAAACUCAAGGGCAAAGAAAGAUCGGACAAAUACAGGUAUGCAGCAUGCUACUUUCUCUUACGCUUAAUUUAGGUCAGGUAACAGCCAUAAAACAAAAAAAGGUCGUUUUAAAAAAUUUUGUCUAACUUAAGUUCGUCAUCUCGCAUGCAGGCAUAUGUAAGCACAUGUCUCCUACACUGAAAGCAGUGUCUCUAGUGUUUGAUUCACCAGUGUUUGCCCCCAUAACUCGGAAAGUUUUGCGAGGAGAGCUGGGUAGAGCGUUAUUUUGCCCUCAGUCCUUCCAUACAUCAAACACAAAUUAGAUGAUUGUAGAUGCUGAAGCUCCCCUGACUGUUUGCUUGCACUAUUCACAUUAUUUUACUCUCUUUAGUUGAGAGAGAUACUCUAAGUACAGUGUAUUACUUUGGGACAAUAUACAAAGUUCCGAGAGGGCCUUACUGAUCUAUAACUGAAGCGUAUUUCUACUUUCAUGCAUUUAAUGUUAUUUCUGUUGUUUUCAUACUUCGUUGCAGCUGCAUAUAUGGCAUGAUCCUCAUGGGAACAACAUGACAGUGCGUGUGUUGAAUGCAAGAGGUCUAUCAUUGCAACUUAGGCCAAAGCAGGAGUUAAUCAAUCCCUACGUUCUACUGUAUCUACUACCAAACAGAGAGUAAGGAUGUUAAAGUUGAUAUAUUAAUGACUAGAGCGGCGCAACGGAACCCACUCUCAUACUAAACAUUUUUGUAUCUUUUGUGUUGUUGGAGGAUGAUUAAAAACCUAUGGUUAUCUUCCUGUUGCUUUUUCUCCGAUCUCUCCUACGUGUUCCCUUCCACCUUUUUCUCUCGUUUCUCUUCAUUCCUUUUCUUUACCGCCUUUCCUACUCUUUCCCUGGUCAUGUCUCUAUAAUUAUUUUCAAAGAAAAUCGUAGGCCAAACAUUUCUUUUACUGAUUUAGUUGGACAUCAAAAUCAAACCACUUUCAAAAUAGCUGUUACAGCGUUUUUACUCUGGUCUGUCCCACUGGUGCCCAGACAUUAUCACUUUAGGGUGGAAUCGCAGCUGGAACGCGCACAAUAUAUGGAACACGUUUUUGUUGGAGUACCAAGUAGCUGAUGUGUUUACUAUUGGAAUGCUGGUUUUCUUUUUAGGAUCUCAAGUCAUUUUAGGACCAAUACUGACCCAGAGACGGUUACUCCAAAAUGGGAUCUCAGUUUUGUGUUUUCAAAUAUCCCUGAAAGUGAGGUGCGAGGUCUUUUACCUGAUUUCAAACGUUUAGAUUUCAAUUUAUAGCAGCGAUAAUUUUCUCAAGAACUAUGGAGUUAGUUUCGGCUAAAGUCAAAGAAAAGUAUAGGCUAAAACGUUUGAGCAAAACAGUAAAUAUGAUGAGUAAUGCGACGUAAUUUACGCCUGAUGUAAUACACUACACUUUUUGUUUCUUUGCCAGCUUCCCUCAAGAACUCUGGAGGUAACUCUCUGGAGUGAGGUUCCGGGAGAUACCAACAUAUUUCUUGGAGAGGUACUUGGAACUGGUGAUAUCAUUUUCUUAAUUUUUGAACAAUGAUAAAACAUAGGAAGCAACACAUUUUGUUUUUUUAUUUUUUGAGAACUGAACAUCGGUUGCAAUGUGUUUUUUUUUUGUAAUGCGAGUGCACGUAGUAAUUAUCAAAAAUGCCGAUCAACACUUUCAGUUGCAAUUUCCCUGACAAACUUAAAUCUUACAUAAAAAUGAUUUCAGUUUAGCUGACAAGAGAAAUUGACUCUCUUAAGUGUCAACAAUAAUUCGGGAUAAAUGAAAUAAAUGAAUGGAUGAAUGAAUAGAUGAAUGAGUGGGUGUGUGGGUGAGUAAGUGGAUGCGUAAAUAAGUGUAUAAAUAGAUCACAGUUUUAAUCGCUUUCUCAGACGUUCCAUACAUUUUGCUUUAAUGACGCACUGAAUUUGAUGUGUUCAAUUCUUUAAGAGUUUGAUAAAAAUGACGCCGACUCUGCUCUGUAGUGGCGCACAAUGGUUUGAUAUCCAGGAUCAUGACGAGGCGUCCACGUUUCUCCCAGUACCAAUGCGUCGCAGGCAUACUCUUUCUCCAUGUUUACUUCCUCCCAUCAAUGAAGGUAAUUUUAGAUCUGGGUCUGCACUGGUGUGGCUGACACUUAGAGGCCACUUGACAUCGUCUGCUGUGCUACCCGUCCGCGAAAGUUGAUCUUUGUCAUACUUUUGGCUAUCAUACGAGUCUGCAGUGGUUUUGUUCAACAAAGAGUUGCGAUUGGUCCUAGAGGCCGAGCCACAUUGUGAAUUAAUCCGAUGCAUAACCUAAGCCAACUUGGUUAUUGGCGAUGUCAAGCUGUUUACUUGUUCUUACCUAGAAUUCUCACCAAAUAACUUUUGAAAGUAUCCUGUGUUCUGACUAGCAGUUUCAAUAGCUUCGUUAUUUUAAAACGAUGCAAGGUCGAAACGCUCUGAGAAGAACAAAAGUUUGAGACAAAAAUUCUGCAGAUUUCUCUCGCUCAAAACAGCAACAACGAAGAGGCAUAAUGAAAAUUAAAAACAAUUGAUUGCUCCUGUGAGUUGUAACUAAAAGUUAAGGUGAAGGAAUUGAAUAGAAAAUGUAUCCUGUCAAGACCACCUUACAUUGAAGCGAACAUGAAAGAAAAUUUCCUCAAAACGGCGAAGAUAAACAAUCCGAAACAAGAAAAGCUACUUUACCAAAUAUGUAGUAAGAUACUUUAAGAAAUUUAGCCCCGUUCUUUUUGCUUAUUUUUUAGUGAGGACCUCUAACGAGGAAGUCAAGAAUGACAGCAGUCCUACUGGUCUUAAGACGGCCAAUCGUAGCAUAAGCACGGUAAACAUCUCAACAUGCGUCUCACAAGUCUUCAUCAGCGAAAGCGAUGGCCUCACAAUGCAGCACAGGAGAAGGAGAAGAGCUGAUUCCGUUGUUACAAUGAAAGCGUUCCGUCCCAAAAGAAAUUCAAACUUCCAAAGAAUGGAAUCUUUCCGGAGAAGAUUCUUGGGUGAGAAAAAAACAUAAUCUAAAUACGCCCCUUCCAUACAAAGCAAUUUAUGAUUAAAAACAGAAAAUGGUUAUGGGAGACUGGUGCCUAAACGGUUUGCGGGCCGCACUCAGGUUCUAGAGGGUUAGGUUCGAGACCUGUCAAGCAACUGAGUUGUGUUCUUGAGCAAGGUGCUUUCUUGUUCUCUGCUCCACCUUGGAAUAUAAAUGAGUUACGGUUAGCUCUUAAGGGGGGUGGGGUGGGAAUGUUGCGAUGGAAUGGCAUUAAUGUCAGGGUGUGAGGCAAAUUUUAAGCUUUGGAAUUGCAAUCAUCUAAAUUUAGAUUCAUCUUUCUAUCAAGUUUUGAUCAUCAAGAUCUUAUCUCGCCCACCAAAUGCUCUACCUCGCAGAUUCAAGUUAUAAAAGUCGGUCAGCCCCAACAACACCCUCCGUCAGUAUUCCGCAAUCCAUGGAAGAUCUGAGAAAGAAAAGAGCGAUGACGCGAUCAACAGAUGGCUUAAAGUUUCCACUUCACCUGUCAGAUUAUUUUACGUCUUUAAAGUCUGCAAAAGAAAACGCUCACGAAAUAGAAUUUAAAGCUAAAGAGGAGAGAGAAGGGAAGAUGAGAGGCGCUUUGAGGGUCAUGAAAAGGUAGAUAGUGAAAAGUGUACCUUUUUUGCCCAGAGAAAUCAGCGAUUUGGUGUUGAGAGUAACUAUAAUUGUACAGGUUUUGUUUUUAAAUCGAACUAUAAUUGGUCUUAAAGUUUCAAAAAUUGAUGAUGAUAUUCAACAACUAUUCACCAAAGUGAAACGGCCUGGUAUCUACCAUAGGCCACCAACACACAGUAUAAGUGAGAUAUUAAAGUGAGAUAUUGUACAAGAAAAACAUGAUUUUAACUCAUUUUUUCCUGCAACGAUUACAAUAUUUUCAGGCGCAAAUCCCGAAAUCGAGAGUUGCUUGAGGGUGAAUAGCAUAGGGUAUUCGGAGUAUAAGUUUCCAAUCAGAGCACGCCCUCAACGCUAUCCACUGAUAUAUGUUAAUCACCUUAAAGAACAAAUAACCAAUCAAGUGGGCACCCAUCCAUAGACAACUAUUUCGACCUCAUUAGCUCUCACUAACAUAGCAGCAUUGCUAUCAAAAAAAUGUAACUCAGUUCUCACAAGUAUACCAAACAUAAACCUCUCUUUCAACAUAUCAGACGCAAAAAUUGCUGCAGAACUAAAUUUCUCUGGGAACCUAGUUUUUGUUACUAUUAUUAUUACUCUUAUUUUAUUUGCCCCUUUCAGGAAGUACAUCAGUUCUUACUGUGAGUGCUCAUUCAGGCUUAGUGAUAAUUCAGAGGACCGGACUUAACCGUUGAUAUUUUAUUUUACAGUCCUCUUAUUCGUGUCUCUCAGGUACCCUGCAAAUUUCAGGAUACGUUUAGGAAAAUUGAUGGAGAAGCCAUGUCAGCUUGGGGUAGUCGCUGAGCCUGGUGCUAGUGGAUCUACGAUGUCAGAAUAUCAUGGUAAUAUAUAUAGUAACUGUUUGUAAUCCCUUGGAAACCUGUUAAACCUUUUACUUCCAAGAUAUCAUUGGUAGUUGAGCUUACUAUCUGUCAUAGAAUUCAUAUGUAGAUAUUACUUCCUCUAAGCCCCUGACAAAUUUACUUAUUCAUAUGUGAGAUUAUGAGAUGAGUAUCUUUAGAUAGGUACCUUUGGAAUAUGCAUGCGUUCCGAGUCCCUCUCCCUCAACAAUAAAAAGAUAACUGUAGAAGGAGCGUGAAGUUGAUUUCAGGCGAAAUAAUCAAAAGUAUUCACAAGAUCGGAAGUAUCGUCUCCAGAGUAAAAAGCUUAGAAGAUGGAUUCAGAAGUUUAAAGGAAAGGAAUAGCAUAAGAUUAGAAAGAUUAAGACAUUUUAAACAUUUAGGCGAGAUUUUGUAAGAUGCGCACACCACGACACACUCCUGCAAGAACAGUCAAACCCCUCUUAAGUUGUCAGCUUAGUACUUGAUCAGUUCAUCGAAAGUUCGCAUAGCACUUUUGUUUAUGAUCACAGAUUUGCCUGGAUAUCUUUCUGCUCCAACUACGCCCAACGUGUCGACGUCCACCGAAGACCUUCGACGGGAGAGAUCUCUUACCAAUUAUUUACAAGUACCUCGAAGCCCUGGUGUUUUUUCAAUAUUCAAGCGUCGUAACGAUUCUCAGAGCUCACAAGUGUGCGCAGGAAAUGUCGCCGAAGGAGAGGAGCCGUCGUAAGUUGUAUACCUCACUAUUUUCAUUUUGGUAUCAUACUCAAAGAAGAUUAAAUUUUAAUAAGAAUGUUUUCAUUGCCAAUGUACGAGGUGCAUAACACCUAACCAGGGUGACGUCUACUGACUUAAAGUAAUUCAGUCAGCAAAGAUUGGGAGAAAAAUUUUCACUGCUGAAUUCGGUGUAGUUUGUGCGCAUGCCCUAAAUGAAUUUGCUCUUUUUAGAUUCUUUACAGGGGUACCCAUACAGGAAAAAGUUUUCAUUCUUUAAUGUGAGGAGAGCCACAAACCUAACUGCUUGCCUCCUUGCUCUCCUCUACUUAUUAUAGCUAAGUUCUUUUUAUCGAAGGUGUAUCGGAACAUUUCCUCUUUCAGUUCAAUGGAAACUCAGCCAUGUUUUUCACCUCGCUUAUCGCCUUCUUCGAAUGAUGUAGGCUGGGAGGUUUUUUCGCCAUUGCCCACGAUGAAGGAGACAGAGUGAGUCAUAAGUUCUUCUCAUCUUUUUUCUUAAGUCUAAUAGAUCAGCUCAUCGGUUGUGCCUAAACAGCUGAAACUUUCCUUUUUUCCGUGGACGUCGACUCUUAUCGCAAGAUGUUUACCCCUGGAUAGAAACCACUGGAAAGUAACUCGCAAUGCGAUGUGUUACAUAGAUGUGGAGGUGUAGAAAGUCUUUUUGCUUGAAAUUUUACGAAAUAGUAAGCAAAAGAAAGUCGCCACGUUACCCGUUAGUUUUAAGAGUUAAGCCGAGUAUAGCCUCCUCUAAUGAAUUACCUUUCCUAUCAUAGGCCGCACUUCACAUUUCCUAAACCGAUACAUGACCCCCAAUUUGAUUACGUGGAUGAAGAGGAAGUUACCCCGGAAGAACGCCCGUCGCGUGAUGCCUAUGCCGGAGACACCGAAGCAGGAGAAUUAGGUAUAGGUAAGGAGGACUUCCCGCUCCAAACCAGCCCUUUCACGGUUUUACUUUUAUUGUUUGAUAAAAAAGGUCAUUUGGUUUAUCGGUUGGGGUGAAAUGGCAGUUGUGCUAUACAAAUGAUCGAAAAAAGAAAUUAAAUUUUGCAAUAAGUAAGGCUGGGGAAGAAGUGUACCCGACCGAGUCGCAUAAGAACAAGUUUCGCUAGAGCUUUGUAACAGUCUUGAUUAUUAGCCUGAUUGUUUUUGCCAAAGCAGUGUGAGACGGGUGAUCUCAAUUUAAGUUGUACCGGUGUUUUACGUGAAAGGAGUCUCCGUCCGUUGCUGAUGCUACUGUUGUCUCUGAAAUAUCUGUAUCAAAAUCACUUAUGGCGGAAAUCUGUUGAGUAUUAACCCUAUUACUCCCAGGAAUGACCAAACAUGAAAUCCUCCAGCAAAAUCCAUGCAUUUCCAAGCAAAAACGUGAUGAGAAGUGAAAAAAAUUAUCCACUAGGGGGAUAUUGCGUAAUUGACCACCAAAUUCUUAGAUCUGAAAAAUAAUGAAUGACAUACGGUUUGGAGAAUCGCUAUUUAGAUCUUGUGGGUAAAGGGUUAAAACCAUGAGGUGCACACACUUCUCUUACAUCAUGAAGUGCGUGAAAUCAUCUCCUUAGGAAACCAGCAACUGGUGGCUCUCCCUGAAAGUUCACCACUGGACAAUGAUGACCAGGAGCCGUGUUUAAACGUCAUGGAUAAAUGGGAAAUUCCUCGUAUUACUGUGCAUCGUGACAGCACAGGUGAUCAUACGCUGCCGGCUUCAGCAGACAACGCACCAAAACAAGAAGCAGAACCGCCAGCAGGGAAGAAAGGAACAUUACACGCCUUGAGAAAGUAAAUUACUGUUGACUUUAAGGUUUAAACAAAACUAUUCCCAUGUAAAUAUCUUACAAGCAAACCAAUGCUUUUAGAGAAUUAUGGGUUUUUACUAACCCAAAAAAGCCAUAAUUUUCUUUCAUUUUGCUGUUUACUUCUGCUUCAAAGCUGACCUCUUAUUCCCCAUUGUAAAGAUUUCAUGUAUGUCAGCGGUAAAUUUCAAACUUUUUAAUUAGCAGUUAUCGUGAUUAUUGAUCGCCAUUUGCAUCUCGUUAUUAGAUAUUCUCGAAGUUUAAGACCUCGUUUAAGCAGGGACUCUGCGGCUAAACUAACCUUGUAUGGUGAAGAUCCCGUGAAGGGUGUUGUUGGACCGGGCCAAUUGAGAAGGGGAAGUUAUCAAGGUGAAAAUAAAAAGAGAUUUUGACAACAGAAUUCCUCACCAUGCGUGGGUCUCGAAGUUAGGUUCUUAGUGUACAUCAAGAAAAGUAGAUAAAAAUGAACUCUGUUGAAACGAUAAAAAUGACCGUAUAUCACAAUUUUGGAACAAGGCGGAGGCAGUGUCUCUUUAAAAACAAUUUUACUUUACAAGUUCAAAAUCCGUUAUACAGCCACCUUAGACUGAUAUACUUUUACAUAAUUUUACAACCUCUACGAUGGACCUCUCUUUACCUAUAAAGUGCAUUUGAAACUUACGAGAGAUGUUCUUUACGCGUCUGGUACAAAAUCAUUAGUUCGAUCUCACCUAUAAAAUUGCAUCAAUAAAAUGAUGUUUAAAAUGAUUUAACUGUAAGCUAAGACUAAAGGAGAACAAAAAUGUCUUUAAGAAUUAGUGACUAUCUCUUUUUAUCGCAGGCCACGAACUGGGUUACCUUCGGAUUGGUUUGUUCUCAUCUCGAGGAUCUCUUGAAGUGGAAAUAAUACGAGGAGUUAGCCUGUUAGUCCUUGGCGACCACCCACCAGGUAUGGUAUAAGUAAUUGCUGCUUGUUCAGUCAAACUUUCCUGUGUUACCGCCUCCUUUAAGGACAACCUCUGCGAAGUGACCAGGCACUUUUCAUAAAUCUGAUACUGAAAUUCUGUCAUUGAGAUCGUUACAUUUGGAGCGUCCCCUCGAUGACCGCGACUUCUUUUUUUUUUUUAAUAACUUGCCAUUUACCGGUAAACUCAUUUUAAUUAAUUAAUUUUUAAGCAAAGCCGAACCAAACAAAAAUAAAGAUAAAAUUGCUUCACUGACAGAGGGUCCUUUUAUGGGUUUCACUUCUACACAGAUACGUAUGUGAAGACAUAUUUAAUCAAGGAUCAAGUCCGACUUCUUAAGAGAAAAACUUCCAUCACUCGCCAAUCCGUUAAUCCAGUGUACAACUGCAAAAUCAAAUACUCUGGGUGCGAAGUCCAUAACAGCGAAUUAUUGGUAAGCUCUAAUGUAAACACCUAUACGUAUAUUAGACAAUUUCUAAGCUUAACGGCAAUUCUUAUCCAUGCACCUGUUCCUGCUUUCUUUCGUUUGUAUAUAUGUCCUUCAAUCGAUUCAUUCAUCGCCUCUUUUAUCCAUUCGUUGAUUGGCCCUUCCAUUUAGCCCUCAAUGUGUCCAUUGUUCAUCUGCUUUUCUGUUUGUUUGUUUGUUUUGUUUGUUUGUCUUUUCUGUUUUCUUGUUUUCUGGUUCACUGUUUUAUCCUUUCAUAUUUUUUAUUUUUUCUCCUCCUAUUCUUCCAUUUGUUGGCGUCAAUUUUGUCGUUCAUCCUUCAAGCAUACCUACAUUUGCGUUCCAUACAUUAGCUCUUCCAUUUCUGGAUUCAUUCCUUCAUUCGAUCUCUCACUCGUUCGCUCGACUUCACAAUCAUCCAUGCCUUGUUUCAAUCGUUCUUACAUUGAUACAGUCGUUUUUUUCAUUUUGCGUCGAAUGUUUCUAAUCGAUCAUUUUAUUUUACACAAACCAUCUUCUUCAGGUGAGUGUUUGGUGCAAGCAGGGAAUAUUUGGGCGUAAGGUGUUGCUUGGAGAAGUGCACAUUGCCCUGGGCUCUUUGAAUCUCAGCGUUAAGCAGGUCGCUUGGUAUAAGUUAUUUAUUGAGUCACAAUUGAGUGACGACUGA